AUGAAAAAGGUCGAUCCCAAUAGUGAGGAGGACUACUGGGAUACAAUCAAGGCCGAGAAAGUUCAAAUUCCUGUUCAAAUCACAUCUCAAGGGGAAGUGAAUUUACCACCAUCUGAGCCUCACUUGAAAGUUGUUUGCAUAUCUGACACACAUGACCAGCUCGAUUUGGUCAAGGACAUUCCUGAUGGAGAUGUUUUACUUCACGCUGGUGACAUGACAAAUUACGGGUCAGAAAAAGAACUAAGGAAGUUCAACGAAGAAAUAGGUACGUCAGAUUUUGUCACAAAACGGAAUGAUUGUAGCUCG
Molecule: messenger RNA, 306 nt
Organism: Ostertagia ostertagi
Lineage: Eukaryota; Metazoa; Nematoda; Chromadorea; Rhabditida; Trichostrongylidae
Source: the annotation of a GenBank genome assembly